AUGGCGGCCGCUGCGGUUGCUAAGCGACGCGCCGGCCAGGCCGGGCCUGACCGGGCCCCGGACCGGACCGGCCCAAGUCGGGCCGAACCGGACCGGACCGGACCGGGGAGGCCGGUGGAUGUCGCYGCCAUCGCCAUGUGCUGCCGGGCCCGGCAGCUGCUGGCGCGGGAGUACCGGGAGUACCGAGCCGCCCGCCUCUUCGGCAUUUUUACCAGGCCCCUACAGGACAGUGUGCUGGAAUGGGUAGCUGAAGUCCAAGGCCUCAAGGAUUCGCUCUGGGAAGGGGCUGUUCUUCAGCUGACACUGACAUACAGUGAAAAGUACAACGAUGUCCCUCCAACUGUUAGGUUCAACACUAUUCCCUUCCAUCCUAAUGGAAUGGAUUCAGACUGCCCCAAGAAAGACAACCAAGUUCUUCAACUGUAGGGUUCGCACAUGUGUCUAGAUCUUUGCAUGUUCAGGCCACCCCCUGAAAUGGAUCCAUUUCAUCUCUCCAACUGAAGGUCCAUGCCCAUGACCUGCCAACUCCAUGUACUUUGGUUUAGCAGUAAUUUUCCACAGCGCACAGCAAGGGAUUGGAGCUCUCCAGAUGAUGGGGUGGAAAAGAGAAGAAGCUGAGACAGCCAUCUCCCUCUCAUGGCACCAGGAUCAGUAAAAGA
Nothoprocta perdicaria is the source of this 659-nucleotide messenger RNA. Its product is annotated as ubiquitin-conjugating enzyme E2 U-like. Lineage: Eukaryota; Metazoa; Chordata; Aves; Tinamiformes; Tinamidae. The coding region runs from base 1 to 426 and encodes 141 amino acids. The transcript has 4 exons. The record is from RefSeq and is a predicted model, not a curated record.